Williopsis jadinii is the source of this 1476-nucleotide messenger RNA. RefSeq names its product FG-nucleoporin NUP49 (gene NUP49). The annotation marks the transcript as partial. The transcript has a single exon. Gene Ontology annotation, molecular function: structural constituent of nuclear pore. Gene Ontology annotation, cellular component: nuclear pore. Gene Ontology annotation, biological process: nucleocytoplasmic transport. The record is from RefSeq and is a predicted model, not a curated record. Lineage: Eukaryota; Fungi; Ascomycota; Saccharomycetes; Phaffomycetales; Wickerhamomycetaceae.
UUUGGUGGAUCUAACACAACCAAUAAUGGUGGUGGGAUGUUUGGCAGCGCUAAUAACACGAACCCAUCGAACCCUACGAAUGCUUUUGGUGCAGCACAGAACAAUACUAAUGCGUUCGGGGCAUCAUCUAGCACGGGAUCUGGCGGAUUGUUUGGCAAUGCCCAAAGCAACAACAACGCAAACACCAGUGGAUCGCUUUUUGGUGCAAAGCCUGCAGCUACAGGAUUUGGAACAACUGGCAAUACAGUGACUGGUGGAUUUGGAGGUGCCGGUAAUACACAAUCUAAUGGACUCUUUGGCGCGUCUAAUUCUAACACUGGUACAUCAGGCGGACUCUUUGGAGCAAAGCCUUCAGGGUUUGGUACAACUUCCAACAAUUCUACAGCCCCAGCUGCUAGUGGAGGGGGUCUAUUUGGUGCUCAGAACAAUGCCCAACAGGGAACUACAAGUGGUGGUCUGUUUGGUUCACAGAAUAAUACUCAACAAGGUGGUCUCUUUGGUACCCAGAAUAAUACUCAACAGGGGGCCACAAGUGGUGGCCUCUUUGGUGCUCAAAAUAAAGCACAACAGGGAACUACUGGCGGGCUGUUUGGGGCUAACAACAACACUGCAACCUCUGGUGGAUUAUUCGGAGCCAAGCCAGCAGGAACAACCACAACUUCUGGAGGCCUUUUCGGUAAUACGGGCAGCGCAUCGAAUACCACUACUACAGGUGGUCUUUUUGGUUCCAAACCAGCUACAUCUGGAGGCUUGUUUGGUGCUAAUACAGCUGGUACUACUGGUGGGUUGUUUGGUAACCAAACGACGAACACCACUGGAGGCGGCCUUUUCGGUAACAAUAACCAAACUACAACAGCUGGAGGAAUUUCUGGUGGAUCGUUAUUCAGUGGCGGUGCUGUACAACAACAACAACAACAAGUACUACCGAAUAUCACGCCUCUCACCACUAUUGGUGAUCUACCCGAAAACUUCCGUAGAGAGGUGGAGCAAUUAGACCAAUACAUUCAAAACCAGGUUCAAAUAGCAGAGCAAUUGAAAGCUGAGAAGGACGAGCACAGCGAGGUCAUUGAGUCUAUUCCAAGAGACGUUGAAUACCUACAGAACAAAUAUUCUUACACGAAUCAGGCGUUGGAUAACGAUUUGAAAGUGUUACAAGAACUUCGAGCAGACACCGAUGAAGCACUGAAUGAUGCGGAGAAUUUCUUUGUUAUCCUCCAAAGGCUAUUGAACGCCAGCAACAAAACGUCAUCUCUAGAGAUCGAUCAGUAUUUCAAUAAGAAGGCUGACUUUUACAGAAACAAACUCGAAAAGUACUCACAGGCAUUGUCGGAGAUCGAUGCUGCGGUGGAAGGCAUAGAAAAGGAUUCCAUCAGCGAUGUUGGGGGAAUGAGCCUCGUUGUCAGCACAUUACACGAAGAGUACAGACUAUUCAUGGAGCUCGCAAACACCGUGGCUGAUCUCCACCGCAAAGUAAAG